AGCACGGGGCCACCACCACAGGCCUGUCCCUCUGCUCACGUCCCUGCUUUUCCCCCCGAAGAAGUCCCCAGGGUGUCUCGUGACUGCAGCCACGGGGCAGGAGGCAUCUUGCACCUCUAUCUCACGGCGUCUGCCCUCAGCUCUCGGCUGCCUGCAGUGCCGGCACAGGCUGGAGGAGAGCCGGAGACUGGCCUGGUAACAAGUCUGGACCCCGACACGGAUGAGGAAAGACAUUGGUAAAUAUUAUGAGGAGGAAGAGGAGGAGGAUGCCUUGCCGGACUCGGAUGCCCUGCCAGACUCAGAUGAUGAGGUGGAGUUGGAUAAUCCGCGCCCCAUACAGAUUGUUCUUGCUCACGAAGAUGACCAUAACUUUGAACUAGAUGAAGAAGCAUUGGAAAAAAUCUUGCUUCAGGAACACAUCAAAGAUCUUAACAUAGUAGUUGUAUCUGUAGCAGGAGCUUUCCGCAAAGGAAAAUCUUUUCUGCUGGACUUCAUGCUUAGAUAUAUGUAUAACAGGACUUCUCCUUGCUGGAUAGGUGGAAAUACUGAGCCAUUGACUGGGUUUACAUGGAGAGGUGGAUGCGAACGGGAAACCACCGGCAUUCAGAUUUGGAGCGAAGUGUUUGUAAUUGACAAACCCAAUGGGACAAAGGUUGCUGUACUACUCAUGGAUACCCAAGGUGCCUUUGAUAGCCAAUCCACUAUCAAAGACUGUGCAACGGUUUUUGCUCUGAGCACCAUGACGAGUUCUGUCCAGGUAUACAACUUAUCCCAGAACAUUCAGGAAGAUGACCUUCAACACUUGCAGUUGUUUACAGAAUAUGGAAGGCUAGCGAUGGAAGAAAUUUAUCAAAAGCCGUUUCAGACGUUAAUGUUCUUAAUUAGAGACUGGAGUUACCCUUAUGAACAUGCAUAUGGUUUGGAAGGAGGAAGAAAAUUCCUAGAGAAAAGAUUGCAGGUAAAGCAAAACCAGCAUGAAGAGCUACAGAAUGUAAGGAAGCAUAUUCACUCCUGUUUCAGUAACCUUGGCUGUUUCCUGUUGCCACACCCUGGUCUCAAAGUUGCAACAAAUCCAAACUUUGAUGGGAGGUUGAAUGAUAUAGAUGAAGAUUUUAAGAAGGAGCUGCGAAAUUUGGUGCCAUUACUGCUUGCCCCUGAAAACUUGGUAGAAAAAGAGAUUAGUGGAUCCAAGGUCACCUGUAGAGAUCUUGUAGAAUACUUCAAGGCUUAUAUUAAAAUCUAUCAAGGAGAGGAGCUACCUCAUCCAAAAUCUAUGCUCCAGGCAACGGCUGAAGCGAACAAUCUUGCUGCUGUGGCAGGAGCAAAAGACUUGUACAGUAAAGGCAUGGAGCAGGUUUGUGGGGGAGAUAAGCCUUACAUUGCCCCAUCGGACCUCGAGCGGAAGCACCAGGAUUUCAGAGAGUCGGCUGUCCGGCAGUUCCGCUCGGUGAAGAAGAUGGGAGGGGAGGAGUUCUGUCGGCGCUACCAGGACCAGCUUGAGGUGGAAAUCGACGAGAUCUAUGCAAACUUUGUGAAGCACAACGAUGGCAAAAACAUCUUUUAUGCUGCUCGUACCCCUGCCACUCUAUUUGCGGUCAUGUUUGCCAUGUAUAUAACCUCAGGACUGACUGGGUUCCUUGGUAUGAACUCCAUAGCUACGCUGUGUAAUCUCAUAAUGGGGAUGGCUCUUAUAUCCCUUUGUACUUGGGCAUAUGUUAAGUACUCUGGGGAAUUCAGAGAAGUUGGAACAGCCAUUGAUCAAAUUGCUGAAGCUAUAUGGGAACAGGUGUUGAAGCCCAUGAGUGAUAAUUUGAUGGAGGAUCAUAUGAGGCAGUCUGUAAAAAACUCUAUCAAAGCAGGCCUGACCGAGCAGGUGUCUCAGCAUGCCAGACUAAAGACAGACUGACAGUUCAUCUCCUCUUCAACUCUGCCCUCUCAUCCUAGACAUGCUUGCUGUACCAUGAGAACUCAAUAAUAAAAAAAAAUAAAUAAAUAAACCAAAGUUUACAAUCAACUGUAGAAGUAGUUUAGUGUGACUGGCUUUGCAGAUCGCUGCCAUCACCUGGGAAGAGUAAGUUUGUCAGUGCUCUGCUUCUGAGACAAACUGGUGCUGUGGAGACCGCCGGGGGGGUGGGGGAGGGAAGGGUGCGUGUUUUAAGUAUAGUCCUGGUGAACUGUGCACGUAUGCGUUUGGGGUGUGGGAGGGCUCUUCCUCCCGUAUUUGACUUGAUGCAGUCUCUGGCUUACGAGUGGGAAUCUGUCCUCUGCGGGAGGUAUUUCAGGGAAGUGAUGGUCAGACCCACAGCAGGUGCCCUCGACCCGAAUGUACCUAGCUCUGCAACAUCCCCUUGCCACUUCUAACUCGGGAGAGUUUGUGCGUAAGCGUACCACGCCGGUGAAGCCAUUAGAGCCACUACAUUACAAUAUGUAUCUUGCUUUACUGCCUUUUAUACCAGUGUUACACAAAUGCAUGUAUUGGUUCCUCACGCAGCCGACGGCAGAACUAACUGUUGUAAGGGAGACCGUGGGUCAGAGCCUAUGUUGUCUUGCCUUGAACUUGCAGACCUGGUCCCGAGGGAGAUGCAUAUCAGAUCUGAGCUGUCUUUUUCUGCAGUUUAGCCUUCAUGUAUAUAAUAUUGCCAUUAAUUCUACUGGGGGAGAAAUUCCAUCCAAAAAUGUUGCCUACAGCUACCAAGCAAUGAGUUAGGAUUGUCUGUACAGUGUGUUUAGUUUUUAUUUUUUAAGAAAUCACAGAUAGGGCAUGUACAUGAAAUAUAAAUAUAUAAAUACGAUUUUGUAUCAAAGUUUUGUAGUUUAUGGCAAAACCUGGUUCUGUGGUAGCUAAGUGCAGUCCCUGUAAAGGAAUGUUUGUGGCUCAUGUAAAUGUGUGAAUGCAUCAACAAUUUGAAGUUUUUGAUAUAUUUGUGAUAUUUACCUGCCUUGAGCACUGCAAUCUCUCACCCCCUUGGGAAAAUCAGUGGGAAUGUUUGUUGUGGAACUCUUGUCCUCUGUUGCAUUUUAAAGUUAUUUCCUGUAAUUUAUUUUCAGUACAUGAUUAAAAUCAGUUGUGUAUAUAUGAAAUGAAAUUUGUGCUUAUUUUUAAAAGAUGCUCACGUAUGUAUUCUACUACAUAAACUAUGUCAAAUACUUAUCUUGAGAGUUAUAUGAACAAAUUGUCUGUUGUACUUCAUAGCCUUCUCUUGAAGCUGAUGCUCCCCUCGUGCUCGUCUCUGAAAGACGACAGAUGUCUAGCUCCUCUCCCCUCCCUGUUCAGGGGAGCUUCCUGCCCUUCGGAAGGACGCUGCCUGACCUGGGGAGGUGCUUGUCAGCUUCUGCCCUCCAACAGCUCUGUCAUUCUGAAACCUUGCUACAGCCUCUUAACUGAUUUUUCACUCUUGACUAGAUCACUAUCAACUAAGGUAUUUUCAGAUGUGUGGAGGGUAAGGGCAGCUAAAUAGUUAACUGUUGUCAUUUGAGCUGGAAACGACUGUGUGCAAUAGCUGUUUUUCGCAUUCCUGAGUGGUAAGAGCUUCCAUAGACUCUUGAGCUUCAUCAGUCUCCCCCCUCUUGAAUGAGGGAAAUCAUCUGUCUAGGACUAAAGCAAUUGCACUGUGACUUUUUCACCCUAAGGAACUGCUAGGGAGUAGUGAAGUGACCUGUCCUCUGGCAAAGAGGGCUCAGCUCCAGGUGAAUGAUGGUGAAGAUGAGGUAGGAAUGUUGCAUUUUAUGAUAUCUUCUCUCAAAACUGUACAGAUUAAAUACUGUUGUUUAAACAA
Molecule: messenger RNA, 3776 nt
Organism: Dromaius novaehollandiae (emu)
Lineage: Eukaryota; Metazoa; Chordata; Aves; Casuariiformes; Dromaiidae
Gene: ATL2
Product: atlastin GTPase 2
Exons: 13
Coding region: 221-1906 (561 amino acids)
Biological process (GO): protein homooligomerization; endoplasmic reticulum organization
Molecular function (GO): GTP binding; GTPase activity
Source: RefSeq, a predicted model, not a curated record